Molecule: messenger RNA, 2052 nt
Organism: Lodderomyces theae
Lineage: Eukaryota; Fungi; Ascomycota; Pichiomycetes; Serinales; Debaryomycetaceae
Product: divalent metal ion transporter
Exons: 1
Coding region: 1-2052 (683 amino acids)
Biological process (GO): iron ion transport; intracellular manganese ion homeostasis
Cellular component (GO): plasma membrane
Molecular function (GO): manganese ion transmembrane transporter activity; cadmium ion transmembrane transporter activity
Source: RefSeq, a predicted model, not a curated record
AUGGUUAGUGUUGCUUUCCUAGAUCCAGGAAAUUAUUCCACUGCCGUGUCAGCAGGAAACGCAUACAAGUAUAGUUUACUAUUUUCCAUACUAUUGUCAAAUUGUCUUGCAAUUUUCCUACAGACGCUAGCGGCAAAACUAGGUGCUGUUACAGGGUUGGACCUAGCUGCCAAUUGCAAAGCACAUUUCCUGUUUAGAACCAACCUUGUGCUAUACAUUAUGACAGAAAUUGCCAUUAUUGCAACUGACUUGGCUGAAGUUGUAGGCACGGCUAUUGCAUUAAACAUUUUAUUCAAGAUUCCAUUGUUUUUGGGAGUCAUUGUUACCGUGAUUGAUGUCUUGAUUGUGUUGGCCGCAUACAGACCUAAAGGGCCACUUUUGUUUAUUCGUAUAUUUGAAUCGUUUGUCUCGAUAUUGGUGGCAGCUACUGUUGUUUGUUUUGGUAUUCAAUUGUAUCAAGUCAGUCAUGACAAGUCAAUCAAUUUUUCCGCCAUGGAGGUGUUGCAGGGCUUUCUUCCAAAUGAAAAAGUUGUUGAUAUGUCGGAAAGAGAAGGUGGAAAUGGGUUAUUUUUGAGUUUGGCCAUAUUGGGAGCCACAGUGAUGCCUCAUUCCUUAUAUCUUGGUUCUGGGUUGGUCCAAUCGAGGUUGAAAGAUUAUGAUAUCAAGAAUGGAUUUUAUAAGCCAUUACCUAAACUGAAACCACAUUCAUCUUUAUCAGCGACGUCUACAAGUGAUGAAAUAACUAUCAAUCCGGGAGAUCAAGAAAUCAUUGACCACGAACAGACUCCUGUGCAUCUGGGCACGCCAAGUGUGUCUCGUGUUGCUACUUUCGACCCUGCAGACACAACCACACUCGGAGAAGAUGAAGAGGAAGAUUAUAGACCCUCGAUCCACGCUAUCAAAGAUACAAUGUCGUACACCAUCAUAGAGUUGGUGAUUUCACUUUUCACAGUUGCAUUAUUUGUCAACUCUGCCAUUUUGAUUGUUGCAGGAGCCACGCUCAAUAGUUCCAAAGUUGACACACGCGAUGAUCACGAUGACGGGAAUGACUCUGAUUACGAUUCAGAUAAAGAUGAUAAUUACGAAAAUGCCGAUUUAUUCACAAUAUAUCACUUGCUUUCUAAACACUUGUCUCCAACGGCUGGAUUUGUGUUUGCUUUAGCAUUGUUGUGUUCGGGUCAAAGUGCUGGUGUUGUGUGCACCUUGGCAGGACAGAUGGUUUCCGAAGGAUUUUUGAAUUGGAGUUUACCUCCAAUCACGAGAAGAUUAAUCACACGUGGAUUGGCCAUUGCACCAUGUUUAUUUGUUGUCACUUUUGCUGGUAGAGAGGGAUUAGCAAAGACAUUGAAUGCAAGUCAAGUUGUAUUAUCGUUGCUUUUGCCUAUUGUUAGUGCCCCUUUGAUUUGGUUCACUUGUAAUAAGCAUACAAUGAAGGUGCCCAUUUAUGUACGCGAUGGUGAUGAAGAUGUUGAUAUUGCAAGUAAUUUGUUUGAUGAUGAAAUUGGUAAUACGGCACCUAUCAAUACUCAAAUUAAUGCAAAAAGAUUUACAAGUUCCGAGCCAGCAAUUAGGCUUCAAGAUUUGCGCAAGUCUCACCCAUGUGCUGGCUGGGAAGACGAUGAUGAGGAUGACGACGAGGAGGAAAAUGGGAACCGUCACGAUCCAUUGACUAGAAACUAUAAUGAAGAGAGUAGGCGGUUGAUCAAUGGUGAUGAUAAUGAUGACGGAGAGGAACAAGAGGAAGAAUCACAAACCAGUUUUGAGAAUGACAACCAUGCACAGCCUCACAGUAUUACUAAACCAAGAUCAAAUUCUAAUGCUUUCAUUUCCAAGAAGCCACUUUCUGAUUCAAGUGCUGUGUCAUCGUCUUCCACUCUGCCUAUUGUGUUUACCGAUACAGAAGACGAUUAUCUUGAUGAGGAAAAUUAUCGAAUCAAGGGAUACAAGGACUUUAGUAAUUCGACAUUGACUUCGGUGUUUGCAAUUUUGAUUUGGAGUUUUAUUACAUUGUUGAAUAUUUACUUGGUCGUGAAUAUGCUCCUCGAUACAUAG